This is a messenger RNA of Nanorana parkeri, 2239 nucleotides long. It is a transcript of the gene ARCN1, whose product is annotated as archain 1. Bases 116 to 1654 code for a protein of 512 amino acids. Lineage: Eukaryota; Metazoa; Chordata; Amphibia; Anura; Dicroglossidae. Gene Ontology annotation, cellular component: cytosol; COPI vesicle coat. The record is from RefSeq and is a predicted model, not a curated record. The transcript is spliced from 10 exons. Gene Ontology annotation, biological process: Golgi localization; retrograde vesicle-mediated transport, Golgi to endoplasmic reticulum; endoplasmic reticulum to Golgi vesicle-mediated transport.
UACGUAUCUUCCUGUUGAAGACGUGGCCCCGGGACUGCCAUAUUGUGUGGAGGGCUGUCGGAGUCCAGUGAACGGGCACGGAAAGGCGUAAUAACCGGCUUAAAGAACCGCAAACAUGGUGCUACUGGCUGCUGCGGUCUGUACGAAGGCAGGUAAGGCCAUAGUAUCACGGCAGUUUGUGGAGAUGACUCGGACACGGAUUGAGGGACUAUUGGCUGCUUUCCCAAAAUUAAUGAAUACUGGAAAACAGCACACCUUUGUGGAAACUGAAAGUGUUCGCUACGUCUACCAGCCUAUGGAAAAACUCUACAUGGUUCUCAUUACCACAAAAAAUAGCAACAUCCUUGAGGACCUUGAAACGCUCAGACUUUUCUCUAGAGUGAUUCCCGAAUACUGUCGAGCUUUGGAAGAGACUGAAAUCUCUGAUCACUGUUUUGAUCUAAUAUUUGCAUUUGAUGAAAUCGUGGCUUUGGGAUAUCGAGAAAAUGUGAACUUGGCCCAAAUCAGAACAUUCACUGAGAUGGACUCUCAUGAAGAGAAAGUGUUCAGAGCCGUCAGAGAGACCCAGGAACGAGAGGCAAAGGCUGAGAUGAGACGUAAAGCAAAAGAGCUACAGCAGGCUAGGAGGGAUGCUGAGCGUCAGGGUAAGAAAGCUCCGGGAUUCGGAGGGUUCGGAAGUUCUGGCUCUUCAUCUAUUUCCAGUAAUGCAGCAGCCUUGAUAACAGAGAACAUUAUUGAAUCAGAGAAAACAAAGACUGCUCCUGUAUCAACCAGACCAUCUGGCUCCAACAAAGCAUUAAAACUUGGGGCUAAAGGAAAAGAAGUAGAUAACUUUGUGGACAAAUUGAAAUCUGAAGGCGAAACUGUUACUUCAUCUGCUGGAAAGAGACAACCAGAAGCAUCAAAAGUCCUUCCUCCACCAACCCACAUAGAAAGCAUUCAUAUGAAGAUUGAAGAGAAAAUAACCUUAACCUGCAGCAGAGAUGGCGGUCUGCAGAACAUGGAAGUCCACGGUCUCAUUAUGCUCAGAGUGACUGAUGAAAAAUUUGGAAGGAUCCGUGUGCAUGUUGAUAAUGAAGACAAGAAAGGUGUGCAGCUCCAGACCCAUCCCAAUGUGGACAAAAAACUUUUUACAUCAGAUUCUAUCAUUGGGCUGAAAAACCCAGAAAAAUCUUUCCCCCUUAAUAGUGAUGUUGGUGUCUUAAAAUGGAGACUGCAGACAACAGAUGAUGCUUCAAUUCCUCUCACCAUUAACUGUUGGCCUUCAGAAAGUGGAAGCGGCUGUGAUGUAAAUAUAGAGUAUGAACUUCAGGAGGACAAGCUAGAACUGAAUGAUGUUGUCAUUACAAUCCCAUUGCCGUCAGGAGUUGGGGCUCCAGUGAUUGGAGACAUAGAUGGGGACUAUCACCAUGACAGCCGAAGGAAUACACUAGAGUGGACACUUCCUGUCAUUGACAGCAAAAACAAAACUGGAAGUCUGGAAUUCAGCAUUGCUGGUCACCCUAAUGAUUUCUUCCCAGUAACCGUGUCCUUUGUGUCCAAGAAAAACUACUGCAGCAUACAGGCAACCAAAGUGACUUUUGUGGAUGGGAACAGUCCUGUGAGGUUUUCAGCUGAGACGGCUUUCCUUGUGGACAAAUAUGAGAUCCUGUAACCAGAUAACCGAUAGUGGUGUAUUCUCCACAGAUGAUCUUCAAGAUUCUGGAUAGAAGCUUCUAUAGGAUUUUUCUGUAUGUCUUGAAGGCAGGCAGAAAUCCCAAAUCUGAACUAUCCUGCAAAUUCUGUGCACUCCUUUGACAGAGAGGGGAGGCCAGCAUUUUGUUAUUUCUAAUAUUUUUAUUCCUUACUUUAGGGCAAUACAUUUAAGUUCUCCUUUUGGCAAGAAUAAAGACCAUAUUCCUUCAAGCACCCCAAUAUUGAGGGAUGCUCCUAUCUCAAAGAAAGUACCAUUUCUGCACCUGUGUCCUUUUGUCAGCAACAAGCGUCUUUUUGUUUUUUGAAAUAUUUGAUUUUUUGUUUUUGUUUUAUGCUUUAGCUUAUUUUUGCAGGCAAAGGGAUGACAUAGCCUACCCAAUGAUAAUGGCGUGGAUGCACAAAGCAGGGACGAAGAAGGAUUGGCAGGACCUUAUAUAAAUAUAUUUUUUUUUUUUGUAACCCUGUAUAACUUCAUAGAGAAUAUACACAUUCCAAACCACAUUGAAAUACUGUUCUGUAAUUAAAUAAAUGCGGUGAGAUGGAA